AUGAUCCCCAUCGCAGACCGACCCCAUAAAGACACCCUGGUGCUCUUUGACGUUGACGGAACUCUGACCCCCGCGCGACUGGAGGUGUCCGACUCGAUGCGAGAGCUACUGGAAAAGACCCGAGAGAAGGUGGUGAUUGGAUUCGUGGGAGGCUCGGAUCUGGUGAAGCAGAAGGAGCAGCUCGGCAACAACGUGCUGGACAUGUUCGACUACUGCUUCUCGGAGAACGGCCUGACCGCCUACAAGGCCGGCAAGGAGCUCGCGUCGCAGUCGUUCAUUGGCUGGAUCGGCGACGAAAAGUACAACAAGCUGGUCAUCUGGAUCCUGCGAUACCUGGCGGACCUGGAUCUGCCCAAGCGACGAGGCACCUUCAUCGAGUUCCGAAACGGAAUGAUCAACGUGUCCCCCGUGGGCCGAAACGCCUCCAACGCCGAGCGAAACGAGUUUGAGCAGUACGACCUCAAGAACAAGAUCCGAGAGACCAUGGUCUCCAAGCUCAAGGAGGAGUUCAAGGACUACGGCCUCACCUACUCCAUCGGUGGCCAGAUCUCCUUUGACGUUUUCCCCACCGGCUGGGACAAGACCUACUGUCUGCAGCACGUGGCCAACGAGGGCUUCAAGGAAAUCCACUUUUUCGGAGACAAGACCUACAAGGGCGGCAACGAUUACGAGAUUUAUGAGGACUCUCGAACCAUUGGCCAUGCCGUCAAGUCUCCCGAGGAUACCGCCAAGAUUCUCAAGGAGCUCUUCUUCAAGGACUAG
Messenger RNA from Yarrowia lipolytica CLIB122, 762 nucleotides. RefSeq lists its product as uncharacterized. Gene Ontology annotation, cellular component: cytosol. Lineage: Eukaryota; Fungi; Ascomycota; Dipodascomycetes; Dipodascales. The record is from RefSeq and is a predicted model, not a curated record. Gene Ontology annotation, molecular function: phosphomannomutase activity. Gene Ontology annotation, biological process: GDP-mannose biosynthetic process; protein N-linked glycosylation; mannose metabolic process.